Dissoconium aciculare CBS 342.82 is the source of this 1460-nucleotide messenger RNA. RefSeq lists its product as uncharacterized. The record is from RefSeq and is a predicted model, not a curated record. Lineage: Eukaryota; Fungi; Ascomycota; Dothideomycetes; Mycosphaerellales; Dissoconiaceae. The coding region runs from base 124 to 1242 and encodes 372 amino acids. The transcript has 2 exons.
CAUUCCUUGCUUCUUGAAAUUGCUUACGUCUUCAAUUUCUCUCUUAGUGAACUAUAUGAACCCUGUAACAUCGUCACCGCAUCUACCAAAGCCUUUCUGGAGUACACAUCUUGCAACUUCCUGAUGGAAGCACCACGCAAACGUCAAAAGCGAAGAGAAUCGUACCGUCAACCGCAAACGCAAGAUACGCAAGACUUCUGGCAUGUCUCUGCGGGAGCUUGGAGCGCUCUUGUCAAGGACGCCGCUGGCUCGCCAAACUCGCAUUCGGCAUGUGCCAGGAUGUAUAGAUACGACUUGGCGGGUCGGAUUAUGGAAACGGAAGAAGGGAUAAAAUCACAUCGUCCAUGCACAGAAUGCACAAGACGAGGACUCGAGUGCAAGGUCCGAAAGCAGUCGAUUAUAACCAUCCACUCGUGCGCUUUCUGCUUUCUUAAGUGCAGACCAGGGUGCAAUGCAGCAUUGUAUAUGUCGGGAGGCCUGCCACCUACGGAAGCGGUGGACGACGCUCUUGACGAGUCCACAGCUUCGCACCCAUGCCACCACCUACAGGCUGAUGGCCUUGAAGCAUCACAACGGGUAGAGGAGAUGCUCCCACUUCAUGAUCGUGAGAACUCACCACAGCAAUACGAACUUACUAUGGACGAAUUCAUCGACAGAGUCAAAGCCGAAGCUAAGGAGGACGUUCGGAAGGAAAUUGAUCUAUACAUGCCAGAACUCGCGGAUAAGAUCAAGGCAGACUUCAAAGCCGAAAUGAUCUCCGAGCUGCAGCGGGAACAUCGCCAAAAUCACCAGAACCAGUUCGCGGUGCAGUUCAAAAGCGGUACCGAGCAGAAAUUGCGGAGCAUCAUAGAUGAAUCCUGGAAGGAGUUCGCAGCGAGGUUCAAAGUGGAUAUCACUGCUGACUUGAAAAGAAACCAUCACGUUUGCAGUGAUGCAAACAACCACGAGGGAGUCGACCACAAGAUGAUGGAGCGACUUCGGGAAGACAAUACCGAAUUCGAUCGCAAAGUUGAGCGAUUCGAGAAGGACAACACGGAGCGGGAUCAAAAGGUAGAGCGACUUGAGAAGGACCACGCCGAGCUCAAUCAUGAAAUGGAGCAACUUCAGGACAACAAAACGCUUAAGAUCUGGAUUGAGCGGCUCAAGCGGCUUGAGCAGGAGAACACCAAGCUGAAAGUCCAAGUGGAAGCACUUCACGCGCUGGUAGCUGCAAGUCGCGAGCACGACCCCUUUAUCGCGUGACGAGCAAAGCUUAGAUGACAAUCAUUUGCUGGUAAUGAGGCUGAUUUUGUAUUGGAGCCGAUCUGUAGGCAGGAGAGCGAUCAUGUUUCGGGCGAAUUAAGGUCAUUCGUGGGAAGCAGAGGCAUGCAUGCAUCGUGAACAAUCAAGUUUCAUCCCUGCGGAAAUGAUUCAGGCCGCUGUCCUAGUACCUUUGAAUGAUUAGAGUGCCAAAGUCAACA